UAUUGCUUGAAGGGAGAAAUAAGUAGAACUGACGGGGAAACUCAACGUUUUAUAAUCCGCAGACCGGAUAAGUCCGUUGAAUUCUUGUGACAUUAUGCAUUCCAACGCCUCCUGUGAAAACGGACGGAAGUGGGGCUGCAUAGGGUCUUGGACCACUCAGAUAUCAUGUCUCCCUCCAUUUCUUCCUCCAUCUCUAUCUUCCUCCACAUCUUCCUCCAUUUCUUCCUCCAUUUCUCCCUCCAUUUCUAUAUUUCUCCAUAUCUUCCUCCAUAUCUUCCUCCAUUUCUUCCUCUCGUCGAUCCUCGCAUCAGGCACGGCAAGAUAAUUUUAGUCUUCAGGCGUCAUAGCGAUUUGUUUUGGCUCAGUAGCACACCUUGUGAUAGGCUUAUGUGAAUUACUGGGAGGCAAUAUCCGUCCUGCUGAAGGGCGAACUUAGUGACCUACUCCUCGAUCAGUUAG
Penicilliopsis zonata CBS 506.65 is the source of this 459-nucleotide messenger RNA. RefSeq lists its product as hypothetical. The record is from RefSeq and is a predicted model, not a curated record. The transcript is spliced from 2 exons. The coding region runs from base 95 to 325 and encodes 76 amino acids. NCBI's taxonomy places the organism in Eukaryota, Fungi, Ascomycota, Eurotiomycetes, Eurotiales, Aspergillaceae.